Molecule: messenger RNA, 2361 nt
Organism: Durusdinium trenchii
Lineage: Eukaryota; Dinophyceae; Suessiales; Symbiodiniaceae
Source: the annotation of a GenBank genome assembly
AUGGCUACAUACCCUCAUCUCUUCCAAGGGGCCAAAGGGCCCAAAACCGGCAUGUUAGGAAGAUGGAAGACACAAUGUGACAUGCAGCGUUGGAGGGAAAUUCCUUUCGAGAGACUUCCAGAAAAAGAUCGGAACUGGAGGGAAUUGCCGGAUUGGGUUCGUAUACCCCUUGGCUUAGGCCCAAGAGGCCUGGAACGCUUCAAAGAGGGGAAGAAUGUUCCCCAGUGCAUCGUCAGCAAGUUGGUAGAAAUGGUAGAGAGAUUGACAACAGGGUCGGAAUCUGGACAACUUACUUCUGGCACGCUGGACAUGAAGAUGCUCAAGAAAGAAGCUGAGUCUCUCUUGGAUGUUUACAAGAAGACGCAAGCAGCUACAGCGGCAGAGCUGGGACUGGAACCACCAGAGCCAAAAACCAAGAUUUCUGACAGGUGGCUUUCCAGGCUUCUUGAUGUCUACGGGUGGAGGUCCCGUACACCCAACACCUAUGGAGCCUACUUGGAUUACGAUGACAGUCGCAUGGAAAAGUCGCGGAAAAUGCUGCAGUUUCAAAGGGCAACGCAGGGAGUUCGGCUAGAUAUGACCCUCAACUUUGACCAACUUUGGAAAGCCAGGAAGGAUGCUCGAGCUGACAAUGUUGACGGCGCACGUCACUCUAUCACCUUGGUCACUUCAAUCUGGGGAAACGGAGAGAUCGGGCCAUUGGCCAUUGUGUUGCCCAAUGGCUUUCUGAGCGAUAAGCAGCGAAGUGAACUGGAAGAGGAGUACCGCCGAGACAACAUUUACUUCCUCAACUCCAACCGGAGUUCUCAUUUCAUGACCUCUGAAACGGUUGUCUCUUACUUUGAGAAGGUGCUCGCGGACAGCUUCGCAAAACGGAGGCGGACUUUGUCAGAAAGGUAUUCCCGUUCUUUUGAUGAAGAAUAUGGCCUUCUCCUAGCCGAUGCCUUCAGUGGACAUCACUCCACAUUGCAAGGCAUGGCCAACAAGGCUGAGGUCCUGGAGUGCAAUCCUGACUUGGUCGGGGUGACAGAGGACCAACUUACAAAGGAAAUGUCCAGUUGCGAGGCCCAGUCAUGUGAGGAUGUCUUCUCAGCGCCUGUUGAGGAGGUGUUAACAGUGCCUGACCCGCUGCGCACUUCAUUCUUGUGGCAAGUUCAAUCGCAGAAAGCACAAGAGGGCUCGCUACAAGAGUGGGAGGGAGAGGAGCAGGAUGAGGACUAUCUAUGUCUUCCCGGGCAUUGGCAAACAAUUCUAAAUGGCAAACUUGCUGAGUUCCAUGCAAAGAUCCAGGAUGCAGAAGCGUUGUGGAGACAUCGGCAGCAGGAAUUUGGCGACCAGGACAUUAAAACCAAGAACUCUUUGAAGAAGUUUGAGGCGAUCCAGGCUGGCGAAGGCUCCCAGUCUAUCAUUCUCAUAUCCAAGGCGACGGGGAAGGAGGCAGGACCCGAUGUUUAUGCCAGGUCUCUCAACAAGGUGAAUGGUGCGCAGAAGGUCCUCACCACCAACAAGACACAGGCCUACCAAGUGGAUAUGCAAAGCUUGACCUUGCAAUUGUUGCAUGAUGGUGAGGUGAACCAGCCUGCCAAGAAGCUCCGCUUGGUCAGUGUAACAGGGAUGUCACGAGAGAUUCAAGAACUUCGCAUUCAUCUUGAUGCUUUGAGUCUGUCCACUUCCCAUGUGCUGGAUGGCUUAAGUGGCCAUGGACAUGAAGGGCAUGACUUCAAGGCCAAAGCAAAGAAAGCUGAGGAAGUGGAAGGUGAUGAGCAGGAGAUAUGUGAACAACUUGCUCUAUUGGCAACUGAUGAAGUAGACAUGGAGACUGCAGAGGGUGCUUUGAAAGCAAACUUGCCCAAUUGCAAUGACGACCCGGAGGCUCCGGAGGCACAAAUGGUGCCGUUCCACAAUGAGGUUUCUGACAAUGAGAGUGAGAUUGCGUGGGAGUUUGAUGCCAGCCACGAAGUUUUCCAAUGCCAGCCAGAGGCAUCUUCUUCGACUGAGAAGGAACCUGCCGUGGCUGCUGCUCCACUCGGGGCAUUCAAAGACUUGGAGUCCUUCAAGUUCCUGAGCCUACUGGGGCUGACUGAGAUCCCAAAUGUCAUUGGGGCAGGCAUUGGCGUUCACUUGACCAUCAAUGCUUGGCAGGUUCGCUACCCCGGUGGUGACAAAUGCUCUGCAGCCAGGUGCUGGGGACAUCUGAAGAAGCGCGGCUUUAUCAGUCCUUGCAAGGCACUCAUGGAAUGCUUGCUUUGGUGCUGGUCUGAACACGUCAAAGUGAAUCCAGGCUGUGCCAAAAGUGCUGAAAAGGUUAAGCUUCUCAGAGGCGCAUUGGUGGCGGACCUUGGACGUGAUAUCACUCACUGA